UGGCCAGGUCCCCGGGGGCGACCCCGGCCCGGCCUCACCGCAGCCAGCCGCCCGCCCGCCGCCCCGAGCGUGCUUGUUUUUCUGCUGCUCUACCCCUCCGGGUCCCCUUCCCAAAUCUCGCCCCUGCGCCCGUUCAGAGCCUGGGGGCCGCGCCCGGCCGGCCUGUGGCGUCCGCUGCCCGGUGCACCCCUUCCCAGACCUCGCCCUGCGCUCGGGGAGCGCCGUUUCUCCGCCUGCCUAGGCGCCCCCUUCAUCUCUAGCUCCCCCCUCCACCACCAAAUCAGGAGAUGUCGGAGAUGUGAAGAAGGGGGGCGAGCGCACAGGAAGAUGAAGGGAGCCAGGCUGCCCGCCGCGGGACAGGCGUCUAGGUGAACAAGAAAAUGACCGAAGAAACACACCCGGACGAUUCGUGCUUGCACGUAGGAGUAGCCUUAGGAGUGAUGACCCGAACCUGUGCUGUUGGGGGUUCUUGGAGAGCUUUGCGCAUGCAUUGCCCGACGGUUCCUUGGCUCCUUCCGCGGAGAGUGCAGGAGCGCAGUGACAGCUAUAUUGUGCGUGUCAAGGCUGUGGUUAUGACCAGAGAUGACUCCAGCGGGGGAUGGUUCCCACAGGAAGGAGGCGGGAUCAGUCGCGUCGGGGUGUGUAAGGUCAUGCACCCUGAAGGCAAUGGACGAAGCGGCUUUCUCAUCCAUGGUGAACGACAGAAAGACAAACUGGUGGUAUUGGAAUGCUUUGUCAGAAAGGACUUGGUCUACACCAAAGCCAAUCCGACGUUUCAUCAUUGGAAAGUUGACAAUAGGAAGUUUGGUCUUACUUUCCAAAGCCCUGCGGAUGCACGAGCCUUUGACAGGGGCGUGAGAAAAGCCAUUGAAGACCUUAUAGAAGGCUCCACCACCUCAUCUUCCACUAUUCACAACGAGGCCGAGCUCGGAGACGAUGAUGUUUUUACAACAGCUACAGACAGUUCUUCUAAUUCCUCACAGAAGAGGGAGCAGCAUACGAGGACAAUCUCCUCCCCCACGUCAUGUGAGCACCGGAGGAUUUAUACCCUUGACCCAUACCCUGUGGACCAUUACCAACCCGACCAGCGGCUGCCGAGGUCCUACCCCCAGGUCACCUUCCCAGAGGACGAUGAGGAGAUUGUGCGCAUCAAUCCUAGAGAGAGGAUUUGGAUGACCAGCGGCUAUGAGGAUUACCGGCACGCGCCGGUGCGCAACAAAUACCUGGAUACCGCAGAGGACGCGGACUCCUACGUGCGCUUUGCCAAGGGCGAGGUGUCCAAACACGACUACAAUUACCCCUAUGUGGACUCCACAGACUUUGGCUUUGGCGAGGAUCCUAAAGGCCGUGGUAGCAGCAGCGUGAUCAAGACGCAGCCAGCCAGGGGCAAGUCCCGGCGGCGCAAGGAGGAUGGCGAGCGCUCCAGGUGUGUGUAUUGCAGGGACAUGUUCAACCACGAGGAGAACCGGAGGGGCCACUGCCAGGAUGCGCCCGAUGCCGUGAGAACUUGUAUCCGCCGCGUGAGCUGUAUGUGGUGCGCGGACAGCAUGCUCUACCACUGUAUGUCGGACCCCGAGGGAGACUACACGGACCCUUGCUCGUGCGACACUAGCGACGAGAACUUUUGCCUCCGGUGGUUGGCAUUAAUCGCCUUGUCCUUCCUGGCCCCCUGUAUGUGCUGUUACCUUCCCCUACGGGCCUGUUAUCACUGUGGAGUGAUGUGCAGGUGCUGCGGCGGGAAGCACAAAGCCGCUGUGUGACUCGGUUUCCCGCUCUCCCCCUCUUCCCUCCACAGCCACAGGGAACUUGUGUCUUGCAUACCCCAUCCCCAUCCCACAUCUUCUCCCCAGGCCUUCCUGGUCCCUUACAACAUCAUUCCAAACCUGGGGAAUCUACCACUCCUGUGUCAGCCACAUAACCCAUUCGCUCGCAAUGUUCUGAGGAGAGGAGCCUUCUGCAUAGACUCGUAUGUAAUCAGCCUGUGAUCGCGCCGGCCGUCUUAUCCAAUGUCUUAUCGCGCGUUGGUUUCCUGUCCCGCCUCCCCACCUCUUCCAGUUCUAAGGGACCUGCAGUAGAAAUUUGGAUUCGAAGGGGUUUAGAGUUGAUUUUUCCUCCGCGGUCGGGUUUGCCUGUCGCUAGCAAGCACGGGUUCGUCGGAGAUGUGACCUAAUGGUGAGACCCUGUCAUAAGUAUUGUAACCUGCAGGAUGUUGUUACUUCGGGAGGUCAGCGAAACAACUAAACAAUAGGGCUUUAACUCCGAAAGUCAAAUCGCCCGCAGUAGCUGCGGUUUCUGUCUUUCGCCCAUCGGUUUCUGUCUUUCAACCAUCCUCAUCUUCUGCCCCUCCCCCACCUGUUGAAUUCAUGCACUCCUGCAAAGCAGUUACCUUUAAAAUGACUUGAGAAUUGAGCCUUAACUUCAGAUUAACCUGUGAGAAUCAGGAAAAAUUCCUCAAAUUGCAUUGCAUCCUCUUAGACCAGGGUUAGAAAGGGGAUUUUGGGUUUUUAUGAGCCUGCCCAGUUUACCCCUAAAAUAGAACUUUUUUUAGAAUUGUGUUGCGACUUCUAAAAACCUUAGCAAUAUUAGAAUAACACAUCAGUGAAAUAAAUUUUCCUCAUUGUUUCGCAAACCAAAUACAUUUAUUCAAACACAAACCAGUGUUCUGCGAUCAAGUUCCGGUUGAAAAACACUAGAAGUUGUGGUAGAUAAAAUUAUAGCCACUCCCCGCCUCCUGCAACUGUUUUAUAUUAUUCAGGGGGAACUUUAAGUACCAUAAAUUAGUGGUGCCUUGCAUUUUGUUUUAGGCUUAACGUUUUUGUUUUAAUUUGGGGCUCGACUCAUUUAUACUUAGGAAAAAACAAGGCCAUAUAUAAAAACCCUUCCAAUGCCUAAGUGUCUUCUUUUCUCCUGCAGCUCCUCACCCACACUUGCCGCUUGGGGUGCACAGAUAAGGGUAGAUCACCAACUGGUUCUACCUGUCGCUGAGCCACAUAAAAGGCUUCUAAUUUGCUAGAGGAGGAAAAGGAACUUUUUUUUUAAUGUAUGUUCCCAGGAAUAGCCAAAUCUUGAAGAAGAAAAAAAAAAGUGAAAGUGGUUACCUAUACCUAGCAUAGUACAAUCAGAAUUUCGUGGGGACCAUAAGGGACAUGCUUGUUGCCGCUGACUGUUCUUCCCACCAAGAUCUUUCCGUGGUAAUCACCAGCGGAAGGCAGGCUCAGUCCCUUCUACUUCUUCCCUCUCCCUUUAUUGCACACAGGAUAUCAGUCUUCAAGGAAAAGGACUUUUCUCCAGUGUGGUGUUCAUACUGGGAAAAUGCUAGCCAUGCUUACCGUUGUGGCGAUGGCUUCUUCCGCUGGCCUUGACAGCCUGUCUUGUUUCUGUAGACGGAUUGUCAGCUCCUCGGCAUGCUUCUGAGUUAGUUGGUAGAUGUUUUCCUUUGCUGGGAUGACUGGUUGGGACUAUCUGUUGUAGAAAAGGUGCAGAGAUCUAGCAUCAUUGUCGACGGGUCUCCAGGCCCCGAGGCCUUCUAGACCGCCUCCAACCAGCCUCCAGUGCCGUGGAGAAGCUGUCUGUCCUGGGGCCCUUUCUCCACUGCACCUGUCUGCAAAGCACAACACUAAUCUCUUUCCUCAGCCCUCAGUUCAAGUGCCCCUAUUUAUUUUACGAAGAACCCAGAUCCCAGUUGCUUCGCGUUGGUUGCCUUUGUCCUUCUUCCUUCUCCCCCCCCCCCCCUUGCUCAUUUCCACCCUUCUUAAGGGUUACGCUAGCAGAUCUCCGUCCAUGCACCGUUUCUGGUUUGUGAAGGCAGCGGUUAAGGGCACAGAGGCAGCCGUGGGGACGUCGAUGUAAAUAUGUUCGGUUGCCACACUGCAGCGGAGUGGUGUGGAGUAUUUUCCCAGUCAGCUUUGCCGUGCUGAUGUCAAUCAUUUGAGAGAAAUUAUUCAGAUUUUAUUUUUAUAACUGUGGUAACAAAACUUAGCCAAAAGGUUUCCCGUUCAGAAGUUUCCCUGACUCUUCCUUCCCUCCCCCGCCCAAGCUAUCUGCUCACAUUAACAAAUUAAAGUGCCUGAAGCAUAAUUCAUUCACCUGUAUACUAAAACCCCUGUUGUAUUGAUUUUUUAUAAGCCUUUUUACCUCUGUAAAAAUAUACAUAUAUAUAUAUAUAUACAAGUGUAUGAUGUACAUUUUAGUUCUUAACUUUUUUAUGGUUUCUAAUAUGUAUGACCAAUGUAGCCAUUGCUUUCAAAUGUACCAUGUAAAUAUAAACACAUCCUCUGAGACCGUU
Messenger RNA from Myodes glareolus (Bank vole), 4285 nucleotides. The record is from RefSeq and is a predicted model, not a curated record. Lineage: Eukaryota; Metazoa; Chordata; Mammalia; Rodentia; Cricetidae.